Molecule: messenger RNA, 1109 nt
Organism: Cajanus cajan (pigeon pea)
Lineage: Eukaryota; Viridiplantae; Streptophyta; Magnoliopsida; Fabales; Fabaceae
Source: RefSeq, a predicted model, not a curated record
ACAAACCCACAUAUUCCUCGUGCCUCAAUUUCAUUUUCCCUCCUCCCAAUUAAAAAUUCUCAUUCUCACCAUUCUAUUAUAUAUAAUAACUUAAGCCCUUCUCUCUUCACCGUCGCUUCUGUCUUCUCAAAAUUUAAUUCGCCAACAACCAUUUCUCAGAGGGAAGAAUGUCAAGCUCAUCGGAGUAUUCAGGUUUUUCCGGCCACCGCCCGGCGGAAAAGUCAACUUUCUCUCAGACUUGUAGUCUAUUGAGCCAAUACCUCAAGGAAAAGGGCAGCUUCGGAGACCUUAGUCUCGGAAUGAGUUGCGCCGUCGAACCAAAUGGUUCCCCUGAAACAUCGUGUCACUCUGCAACAACCAUGGAGUUGUUUCCCACCAUCAUGACGCAAAGGAACCCCACUGCCAUGGAUUUCCUCUCUCCGCAAACUGCUUUUCCUCGCCACUCUGAGGUUCCAUCCAUUGUUAAACCAAGUUCAUUCAAGUCUAUGGAGAAGGAGCCUAAAGCUUCUCAGUUGACAAUCUUUUAUGCUGGGCAAGUUGUUGUGUUUGAUGAUUUUCCUGCUGAUAAAGUGGAGGAGAUAAUGUCAUUGGCCAGCAAGGGAACACCCCAAAAAGGCCAGAACUCAUCUGCAUAUGUUCACACUCAUAACCAGCAAGGGAGUCAUCCUUCGUUUGUUCCUAAUAUCACCCCUCAAACACCAUCCAGACCAAUUGCUUGUGAUCUUCCAAUUGCUAGGAAAGCUUCACUUCAUCGGUUCCUUGAGAAGAGAAAAGAUAGAAUUGCUGCCAAAGCGCCAUAUCAAACAAACAGUCCCAACUCUGCUUCUAAUAAGGCGGGUGAAUCCAUGUCUUGGCUUGGAUUAGGUGCUAAAUCAACAUAAACUUGAGCGCAGUUACAGUUUUAAGUAGUUGUAACCAGUUUUUUCCUUUCCUUUUUGAUAUAUUAUUCGCUAGAGCUUUGUCAUUUUAAUAACUUGUUAUCUACCACUAUGACUGAUAGAUCUAACAUGAGUCGUCUUAGAUGUUGGCUCCAAUUAUUAUGAUUCCAAAUAUUUCCUGUAAUUAUAGUAUUUCAAAUUCUUGAAUUCAUUAUUCUCAUUUCUUGUGUA